This is a messenger RNA of Glycine soja, 2048 nucleotides long. RefSeq names its product cytochrome P450 714A1-like. The record is from RefSeq and is a predicted model, not a curated record. The transcript has 5 exons. The coding region runs from base 289 to 1887 and encodes 532 amino acids. Gene Ontology annotation, molecular function: oxidoreductase activity, acting on paired donors, with incorporation or reduction of molecular oxygen; monooxygenase activity; iron ion binding. Lineage: Eukaryota; Viridiplantae; Streptophyta; Magnoliopsida; Fabales; Fabaceae.
GGCUCCUCCUGUUGUAGUCCUUAUUCUCAGCUUCUUGUCUACUUUCCUAGCGAUUCAUUCCCCGAUUGCAUUUAUAGAUUCUUUCACCACCUCUUACUGGACAGAAACCACUUUUCUAUCUCUCUCCCACCCCUUUCUCUAUGCUCUAAUACAUAUAAUAAAACUCUGCAACUGGCUAAAGUAAUCAGCUUUUUUGCUCCCUGACACAUUAGUUAUAGUUUUUAUGUGUUGUGUAGCACUUAGAUUACAAGAGUGUAAGCAAGAGGCAGAAGAAAGGAAGGGAGAGAUAUGGAGGAGUUUUUUCUGGCAAUGAAACUGGUUUUUUCAGUUGCUGUUGUGGGGAUUCUAAGCUGGAUUCUUUCUGUGUAUGGUAAUUUGUGGCAUGAGUCUCAAAGGUUGAGGAAGAGGCUACAAAUGCAAGGUAUAAAAGGGCCUCCACCUUCUUUUCUACAUGGGAAUCUGCCUGAUAUGCAAAGAAUUCAAUCUCAGGCCAAAGCUGCUUCCACUUGCAACUCCGACCUUUCUGAUCAGUUUCUAGCACAUGACUACACUGCAACCCUCUUCCCCUAUUUUGAACACUGGAGGAAACAAUAUGGUCUACUGUACACUUACUCCACAGGGAUGAAGCAACACCUGUAUGUGAACCAACCAGAUCUAGUGAGAGAAAUGAAUCAGUGCAUCACUUUGGAUUUGGGUAAGCCUACUUAUAUAACAAACAAACUUGCUCCUAUGCUUGGCAAUGGCAUUUUGAGAGCCAACGGGCUCAGUUGGGCCCAACAGAGGAAACUUGUUGCAGCUGAGUUCUUCAUGGACAAAGUUAAGGGUAUGGUGGGCCUAAUGAUAGAGUCAGCACAGCCAUUACUACUAAAAUGGGAGCAAUUUAUUGAGAGCCAAGGAAGUGCCACAGCUGAAGUUAAAGUGGAUGUAGAUUUGAGGGGCUUCUCAGCUGAUGUUAUUUCAAGGGUUUGCUUUGGCCAUUCUUAUUCCAAGGGAAAAGAAGUCUUCUCAAAGCUUAGAAGCAUACAGAAGGCCAUGUCCAAGCAUGGUGGCUUCCUUUUUGGGCUCAGCAGUUUCCGUGACAAACUGAAGCAUUUGUCGUCAAAGAAGCAAAACGAGAUAGCAAGUUUGGAGAAAGAGAUAGAGUCACUGAUCUGGGAGUUGGUGGAGGAACGCAAGAGGGAGUGCUCAGGGACAUCCUCAUCAGAGAAGGAUUUGAUGCAGUUGCUGUUGGAAGCAGCAAUGACUGAUCAGAGUCUGGGGAAGGACUUCUCCAAGCGUUUCAUUGUGGAUAACUGCAAAAACAUUUACUUUGCUGGCCAUGAAACCACAGCUGUUGCAGCCUCUUGGUGUCUGAUGCUUCUUGCUUUGCACCCUGAAUGGCAGACCCGUAUAAGGACUGAGGUGGCUGAACUUUGCCCCAAUGGUGUACCAGAUGCAGAUUCUGUCCCUCUGUUGAAAACGGUGGCUAUGGUGAUUAAAGAAGUGCUACGUUUAUACCCACCAGCAGCCUUUGUUUCAAGGGAGGCAUAUGAAGAUAUCCAAAUUGGAAACCUCAAUGUUCCUAAAGGCGUUUGUUUAUGGACUCUGAUCCCAACACUGCAUAGAGAUCCUGAAAUUUGGGGACCAGAUGCAAAUGAGUUUAAACCAGAAAGGUUUAGCGAGGGUGUCUCCAAGGCUUGCAGGUUUCCACAUGCUUAUGUGCCAUUUGGAUUGGGUACCCGCUUGUGCUUGGGAAAGAACUUUGCAAUGGUUCAAUUGAAGGUUGUGCUAGCACUUAUCAUCUCCAAGUUUAGCUUCUCUUUGUCUCCUAGUUAUAGGCAUUCUCCGGCAUAUAGAAUGAUUGUAGAACCGGGACAUGGUGUACAUAUUCUCAUUCAGGAGAUUUGAUCGGCUCAUAGCUAAUGACACAAAUAAUUCAACUUUUAUUUUCAUUAACGUGCAAGCAUUUAGUUUUUCUUAUGACACAAAGAUUUUUGCAUAUGUUUGUAUGUGUAUUGUAGACAUAAAACUAUUGUUUAGGUUAUAGAAAAGUUUCUUCUUUACUUUAA